Molecule: messenger RNA, 1329 nt
Organism: Lactuca sativa (garden lettuce)
Lineage: Eukaryota; Viridiplantae; Streptophyta; Magnoliopsida; Asterales; Asteraceae
Biological process (GO): protein ubiquitination
Cellular component (GO): membrane
Molecular function (GO): zinc ion binding; ubiquitin-protein transferase activity
Source: RefSeq, a predicted model, not a curated record
AAUUUUCUUUAACAUAAAAAAAUCAAUCUUGUCUUCUCACACAGUUACACUUUCUGUGUGUGUAUAGAGAGAAGAGAAACCAUGAACACGAAAGAAAUUUAUUAUAGUGUACAUGAAUGAAUGGAUUCCGCUAUGCAAAUUGAGUGCUCCUUACAAGAGGGAUUUCCAAAGCUGAAAGCAAAACCCUCAUAAGAGCCUCAAAUAUUCAUAACUUUCUUGGCUUUCAACUCAUCCGAUCCCCAUCUUGUGUUAUUCCUUCCAAGAAAGAUAACUCGCUUUUUACCCAUCUGGAGGAUAAUAAAAUAUAUUCCAAUCCAAGUGGUGUUGUGAUGGGGGAUCAUUUCGUCUUUUUGGUUGAUCGAUUGCUCACAGAAUCAACAUUAGAAGCUGCAAUCGAAAGUAGAAACCCUUCAAAGAAUUUGGGAAAAGAUGACACAGUUAUCGAUUGUUCUUCUUCUUCUUCUCAUGUUGAUUUCACUCCAAAGAAAUUGGUUGAAUGCAGAAUAUGUCAAGAUGAGGAUUUCGAUUCAAAUAUGGAGACCCCAUGCUCUUGUUGUGGCAGCUUAAAGUAUGCUCAUCGCAGAUGUGUUCAAAGAUGGUGUAAUGAGAAGGGUGACACCAUGUGUGAAAUUUGUCACCAGCAAUUCAAACCGGGUUACACAGCACCAUCACGUGUUUUUCGGUUAGGGGGAAUUCCAUUGAACUUGAGGGGACAUUGGCAUGUAGCUAGAAGGGAUAUAAACAAUAAUCCUCGAUUAAUUACAGUUGUUUCACCCGAUCGUAAUUUCCUCGAUCAAGAUUAUGAUGAAUACGUGGACCCCACUUCUAGAAGCUUCACAUGCUUCCGCUCAGUUGCCGCCAUUUUUGUGGUUCUUCUCUUCUUGCGUCACUCACUUCCUGCAAUUGUAAAUGGAACAUGGAAUUACUCGUUUCCUAUGUUUGUGUUAUGGUUCUUAAGAACUUCAGCGAUUGUUGUACCAAUAUAUAUCAUGAUGAGAGCGAUGGUGGCUUUGAUACAUUGGCGACGAAGAUUGGCUUUAAGUGCAUCAAUGUCGUCUCUUUCUUCUGAUGAUGAUGAGGGAGAAGGUAGUCUAACGCCACCUCAGCAACAGCCACCUGUCACACGUGUUCAUUGAUCUGUGUUGGCAUGAGGUUUGAGCAAUCAGGACCAAAUGUUGAUGUGUUGACACGUGUUCAAUGUUUAGUGUCUUAAAUGUGUAUUCUAAGGGGAUUAUUGGAAAAUGAAGUAGCCUUGCGUUAUAAUCUGUAUCAUGUACAAUUUAUGUAUCUUGUUAUCGUAUUUUUAAAAUUUUCCACUUACAAAGCAAA